This is a messenger RNA of Nerophis ophidion (straightnose pipefish), 3442 nucleotides long. RefSeq names its product pleckstrin homology domain containing, family O member 2 (gene plekho2). The transcript is spliced from 7 exons. NCBI's taxonomy places the organism in Eukaryota, Metazoa, Chordata, Actinopteri, Syngnathiformes, Syngnathidae. Gene Ontology annotation, biological process: macrophage apoptotic process. The record is from RefSeq and is a predicted model, not a curated record. The coding region runs from base 233 to 1786 and encodes 517 amino acids.
ACAGAAAGUGAAGGUUGUCAAGUGCAGAAAACCGGAAGGAACGUUGGUUGCAGUUUGAGAGGAAGAACAAGUCAAGUUAGGGCUGUCAUCAAAAGUAGAAUUUUAAUCUCGGGAAGUGUUGGAAAUACAUCAGCAUCUGAACAUCACAGACGACAUCAAAAGUCUUACGAGCAUCAAAACAAGGUGGAGGGAGUUCGCAGCAGCAUAACGGAUCUUUCCCCCGGCUCUUAUCAUGGAACAUGGCACCGGGGAGGAACCAGUCCACCCCAAAUUCCUUGGUAAGGCUGGUUGGGUUAAAAAGGCCCCUUGCAGACUGCUAGCCAAGUAUAAAGAGCGCUACAUCGAAGUAGAGAGGACUAAUGUUGCAGUGUAUGAAAAUGAGGACCCCAAGAGCUGCAUUGAAAGGCUGGACCUGGAUAACUAUGAUAAAUGUCAUGAAUUAAAGAGUCCAUUUAGGAGGAAACAAAGACUCAUUCUUAUCCGAUCGCCCAAGUCUGGAAAUAAGGUCCCUGAUAUGAUAUUCCAAGCACGGACUGCAGUGGAGAAGGAAGCUUGGAUUAAAGCCCUAAGUGAGGGAAUCAGCCGGGCAAAGAACAAAGUUUUGGAUGAGGUUAAAUUAAAUGAGAGCAGUAAUUUACAGCAUUUUACCCGAGCAAGACCCCAUGGAAUCCGUAACCGACGCCCACCAACCAGGAUCCACAUGAAAGAGCUUGCGGAGUUGUCAUCCGAAGGAAUGCUGCGCUUGGGUCUUGCCACCAUGCCGAAUAGCCCAUAUGAUGAUGUCGACACCCUUGUAGAAAACCACAAAUCCCUUGGGGAACCAAAAGAACCAGAAGUUGGGGAGAGACGAACUCAGGUAAAGGCCCUGAUGUUGCCCAUGGUCCUGCCAGAAGACAGUGAUGUACCUGCUGAAGAAGCCACAGAGGGUUCAUGCCCUGUAAGUAUGUGUAAGAAAGGUCCACCCCCAACAACUCCAAAUCUCGCAAGCAAUUACUCAAGUGAGCUUCCUGGAGAUUCCCAAUUCAGGCGGAAAAUCCAACCUCCAACCCCACCAACCAAAGACAAGAAGCCAUCGCAAACUUCGGAACUAAACCAAGAGGCUGCAGACAGACCAGAGAUUACGGAAACAAUUACAGAGAAUGUCUGCAAUGAUGAAGGGUUUGUUUUAGAUGAAGAAACCAACUUAAUCAUAGACAACAACACAACUCCAGAGGGCGAUGAGCCUUCAUUGUGUCUUGAAAAAGGAUCGGUUCCUUGUUUGCAUGCAGAAGCGAUCCCGUGUAAUGACUUGCUGAAAGAUGAUGACGGUCCAGUUCUUGCUCAAAUAUCACAAGUUAAAGCAGAUGCAGCGGAGGAAUGUGUUUUAAAAGUCAAGCGUGAAGCUUCUAGCACCACCUUGAGAAAGGGAAAUAUCGGCUUAGGUGUGUUUGACAGCUGUGUAAGGGUUACACCUGAUGCCAGAUCAGAGGUCUCUACACAGUUCCAAGCAGCCUCCUUUGGAGAUCUGCUGUCUGACUCAUCUGUCGGUCAUCAUGGGAGAAGUGCGGUCCAUCCCAAACAAGCUUUCAGACAUCAUUUGGCCAAAGUUGAAAAUGAGCUGAUGCUGGAAGUGGAAAAGACAAACAAGCUCAUGAGCAGAGUGGUCUGGGGUGAUGAUAAUGAUGGUUCCACGUCGGCAGAGCUGCUGAGUAAGGCUAUGGAGAAGUUCAAGAAGGCUGAUCAAGUCCUCACAGAGGUCAAGAAACUGCAACUUAGAAAGACUUUGAACAAAAGAUAUAGCUGGUGAAUGAUAAAAACAACACAUUUUUUUGGUUAAAGGCUGGACACAAAAUGCAUGUUUUCAAGAAAUGACAUUCAAAAGCAGCAUCUUCUUCCGUUGGAAUAUGAACAAAUAAUAUUUUCAAUAUGAUUAUAAAUAUUUUUGAUUGACUGGUUGAUGCAGGAUUCACGGAAACGCGAUUGCAACAACUCCGCAUUUCCUUUGUGUUCAGACUUCAGGGAUACCCUGAAGACUGGGGUUCCCCACGGCCGAAAAGGUUUGUCGCCAAUUAUUUCUGAAGAAAAAAUUAUGUCAUGGACAAAAAAAGUUGUUUUGCUCAACUAAAUUUGUCUAUGUAGUCUUUUAGCAUGAAUAGACGUCCUGCUCGAAAGAGAACGUCUUCUAACAGAGCCUGAACAGUCCAGCUGCCAUUGAUUUAAUGCCCUGAUAAUAUUAGUAUAAAGAUUUUUAGAAUUUUUUCUUGUCAUUUGGCUCUUUUUCUUUCUGUUUGGACACUCUUUUUUCUUGAAUGACCCCUAAAGUCUAAAAUCUGCGCAUGAAUUUAUUUAACUUCUUAUAUCCUGCAUUUAAGCUUAGAGGUUAGGGCAUGUGCCUCACAAUAAAAAGGUACUGGGUUUGUUCUCCAGGCUCAGUAUCUUUCUGUGUGGAGUUUGCAUGUUCUCCCCGUGAAUGCGUGGGUUCCCUCCGUGUACUCCGGCUUCCUCUCACUUCCAAAGACAUGCACCUGGGGAUAGGUUGAUUGGCAACAAUAAAUUGGCCCUAGUGUGUGAAUGUGAGUGUGAAUGUUGUCUGUGUUGGUCCUGUGAUGAGAUGGUGACUUGUCCAGGGUGUACGCCGCCUUCCACCCGAGUGCAGCUGGUGUAGGCUCCACGCACCCCCUGCGACCCUGAGAGAGACAAGCGGUAGAAAAUGGAUGGAUGGGUAAUUGCUGACGAAGCAAAGUAUUAUUAGUGUCAUUAGUAUCAACAUUUCUGCUCUUCAUUUUUCUUGUUUAAUUGUAAUUUCAGAAUGUGCCACGGACCAAUAAACCACUUAAUCCAGGCAUCCUGCUGUAGACAUAAACACAAACAUAAAGUUAAUCAAAGUUAUUAUAUCAUGAAAUAACUGCCUAACAUGCAUAUUUUUGGACAGUGGAAGUGGGAAAUUAAGCUUUGUGUUGGCUGAUACUCAAAUCUGUAUUUUCAUUGCUCACAGUUGAAUCAUUUUCACAAAAUACCAUUUCAUGCUCGUGCUUGAUUUUUUUGUCUUUUUUGUUCAUCAUAAUAAAUUAUAUUUGAUCAAGCAGCAUUUUCCAACCUGAACAAACUGUAUUAACCUAAUGUGUAUAUGGUUUAUUCUGUCUUGAAUGUCAUGGAUUAUUUGCAUUAAUUUGUAGAAAUGUGGGGAAAAAAUGUAGAAAUACUUGAAGUACAAAGUAUUGAACUAGAAAUGAGUGACUUGGCAAUACUUGGACAUAACCUUUCAAAAAAUGUUUAUAUGACUGAUUUGAGCUACUUGGUUAUGCAUCCACUUUUUUCAGACAAGGGUUGUUGCUCAGCUCAUGCUGUGUUUUUAUUGAUGUACAGUGACACUCCGGCUUACAAGGUAUCUUCUGUGACGGUUCUGUGACAGAGCUCGUAACCCAAAAUACUUGUUUUCCCAUUAAAAUCAAUGUAAUCCGUG